AUGGCUAUAGUUCAAAGUAAUUUGUUUCUUCUUGUAUCACUCUUCGUACCGGUUCUGAAGUGCAAUGGUGAGUAGAAAAUUUGUAAACGUAACCAGCGUCCGACCAAGAGUAUUAAAUUGAUUGAAAGCAGAACUUUCAAAAAAGGUAAUGCAAAUACAUUAGGCUGUAGUAAAUUUUGAUCAAACCCUAGUUGUUGCUUCUCACUUUUGGACUGAAAAUUAGUCAGUUUUAAAGCUUACUUUCAGUGUGAACUGUUAGUUUAAUCGGAUAAAGAUGAGGAUCGAGCGCGUUCGAGUUAACUGAAAUCCAAGCCGUAAAGUUUAUUAAAAUGCUUAGAAUACAAUGCGAUAAGGAUUUCGUCUAAAACAUGCUGCCUCUGUAGAGACCUGCUACGUGAUUGAAUGUUCGUCGACAAAGCUUUGACAAGCAUUCUAUUGUUAGCUUUAGCAUCAUAACGUACUAGAUAUUCCAUACAAUAAUGGACCCUAACAAUAAGAAUAGAACUACUGUAUUUCUACAUUUUCUGGAUAAUUUUUUGGAGUUUUUUUACUUAAGAUGAUGAGAGUUUUCUCAAACCAAGAGCAGAUAAGUAGUAAUUACUAAUCGGCUCCUGCUUAAACUAAAGAAGAUUGAAAUCAUUAUUAAUUUUUUACAACCGAUACACCCCUUCAAGAGAGGAUAAAGCUCUGUUAACCCCUUUUAAAACUCAGAUCAUGAUUUAUUGAUUGAUUUAAAUUAUUAGAAUUUAUGGCCGAUAUUUGUUGUUUAGCUUUGUCAUUGUAGUCAAUAAUAAUAAAAGUCAUCAUCAUCAUCAUCAUAGUUGAAAUUAUUGACGAAAUUUAGUGCUGCGCUUGUGAAACGGUAAAUACUGUGCGAUGACUUCCAGAUAAAGAAGGCUACGAACAUUAGCAGAAAAAUGUGGUGGAUACAAUUACAUUGGCAGUCGAUGAUUCUUAACAGCGGUCAAUAAAGGAGAGGCAGAGCAAGUAAAGAAGAAAUGAGAAGAGAUAAAAAAGUUCAGGUCAAGAGCUGUGAUGCUAUUGCUGAUUACUGUGAUGGAGUGGUUAAUUCAAAAUAACCUUAGACUGGCUAAUGAAUCUUGCCGGAAUACCAAAAAAUUACUUUUUGUGCAUGGCGCUCUUUACCAAAGACAAAAAUAAAGUAAGAAAAAUAAAUUAUCUCUGGAGUAACUUAGCCUUGACAACUACCUUAGCCAAAGAGAGGAAACACUGCUAAAGGAUUCAUGGAGAAGUAAAAACCCGAGUGAAGUGAAAAAAACUUGGUGGCUCUAAGAGGAGAAAGCAGAAGGAAAGAAUGAAUGACUCGUCAGAGAAAGAGCUUCAUGGGCAAUACAUAUACGACAGGCAUAUUCAGUAUAGGGAAAGCAUCUAGAUCAUUGGGGGCCAACGUUAUGUUGACGAAGUUUCGCCGAGGAUUAUAUUUGCUUUGUUUACGUAGGCGUCAACAGGGGUGUACCACGAUAAGCCGUGUUUUGUGAGAAUAGUAAAUUUCUAAGUCAUUUCAUUGUAUUCAUGUCCUAGGUCACCAGCCAAUAAAGGAUUUAAAUUAUGUAAAAACCUAAAGUAUCGUUUUGGAAGUUACUAAACGAUGAACCAAAUGAUGUUCAAAUUAGCUAGGUUUUCACUAGCGGAACUUUUAUUGACCUCAUUUUUGUUAUCAAAAAUCACUGAAAAUACUUAAUGAGUACCCUGUAUUCAGUGAUGAGUCCUUAUUUUUUGAGUAAGACUUUUUUGUCACUUACUGAUUUCUUCAUGGUGCCUUAGAGCAUUAAGAAAACAGAACGGAUCCUCUGUUGUAGAGGCGGCAAACAGCUCACUUUCUUUAUUUUUUUGUUCUCUUCACACAGAGUAUUGUUUUUCCGAGCAAAAGUACGAGUUACUAUGGCCGAAAACUGCUCUGGGAGAAAAUGUCACGCGAGAUUGCUCUUCAAUAAAUUCCACCUGGACAGGUAUGCAGGAUGCAACUAGAUUCAGAGACCUCACUUUUUCACUAAGAAAAGCAGGCGGAGACUGGAAUAGAAAGUUCAGCGAGAGGAAAUGGGUCAUGGAAAGGAGAAGAGAAGAAGUCUGUAACCGGCUUUUCGUAUUUCCACUAUCCUCUUGGGCCCUCAGACUCUUGACGAUUUUAUUCAGCUUACUGGCCCUUUUUAACGUGGCUAUCCGACUGACAUCAUUGACUCGCUUGUGCUUUACGUGAGCUCCCUGGCCAUAUUCUUACAUAGAAACGUUGUGGGCAUAUUUUUUUAGAGAAGAGAUUAAUCAUUAUUCUGAUUAGAAUAGUAAAUUUAUCGAUUUAAUUUUAAUAUUUUUACUUUUCAAAGGAAACUUCAUUGCCAAAUGUAGGAAAAACAAACAAGAACUGAACGCCAAGUGGCAUUUCAGAGGCCGGGACUGCGGUUGUGAAGUGCAGAGUGUUCUUCAAUACUAUCAAACCAAGGUUUGUCUGAAUGUACAUUUUAACGUGCGUAUAAUAUGCUUUUAUGAUAUAUAGCUAGCCGCUAUUAUUCGUUGAAGGCCCAAUAGCGUGGGCCUAUACUAUCGAUGAAUAUAAACAAAUUUUUUUAUUGGGGUAUAGGGUGACUGAAGAUAAAUCUAGCCCAAGUGUGAACAUGCUUUUGGUUAAUUUGUUAUCAUAGACACACUUUUCCCAGCUUUUCCUUCCUCCUAUACUCCCAAAGAAGGCCUUCUCGCAGGUUAAGAUCGAAAAAAACGAAAAAGCGGGAGCAGGCGGAUGGCGUCCAUCUCCACGUUCUCCACGUUUCCCUCGAGAGUCUGUUCACAGGCCAGUCGAUUAACGUCUACGAAAACCUGAUUAAGCAGAGCUUUUUUUCGAUACUGUUACCUUGGUUCUAAUUUUUAUGUUUUUAUGUCAGUGUACCAAGUACUUUACUGUAUCAGUUCAAAUUAAGCCACAAAGCAGUGUUAGAAAUAAAAAAAAUAAAUAAGUAAACUAAUCAAUCUGUAUUUGCGGUUGAUGGGCAGGUGUUUUCAUAUUUAAAUAAGGAAAGGAUUCAUAGAACUCUCUUUAUGAGGGUGUUAAAGUAGGAAGAAAGUAGAUCUUAAAUAAAAAAAUAUAUAAAAAACAAAAACAAAUUAACAGAUACUGAAAGACUCUUGUUCUUGGGCCAUCGUAGCUUAAUCAAAAAUAAAACGCAAACAGCGGUGAUAAUAAGUUACUUAAAAAUGCGAAAUUUCACAAUGUUUAACACCGCUGUUAGUGUUUUAUUUUUUAGUAAAAUAUCAGAUAUUAUUAUACAUUGUAUUCACUAUCUGUCUUCUUAUUGGCUAAGAGCCUACUGUUAAUUUUGAAAAUCAGCGCAACCUACAGAUUAGUUACUUAUCUGCUAGCAGAUACUUGACACUUACAUUUACCUCCCUAGACCUUGAUUUAUCCAGAUACUGACAAAAACCUCAUCCAAUAACAUACAUCAGCUUUGUGCAUAGACCCCCAGGAAUUUUGGAUAUAUAUAUUUUUUUUACGUCCAAAGGUAUCCAAGGUGAACCAGACUGACUUUGUACAGACAGCUGCUGAGCUGAGAGGGGCGUUCAAACAAUUCAUUAACGAGGAAAUAUACCUGAAUCUCAUGACGAGGCUAAAGGAUUCCAUGUGCAGCAGACAACCAAAGCAGAAAAGCACCUUAUGGGAUAAAAUACAGCAGUAUUGUCAGGUAUUAUUAAAGUUACUCCUUAUCUUCCCAAUUCUACAGAGAGGGAAAAUAUCAGAAAGCAAGUGCACCAAAAGCUACAUUUUUGCUCAGUGAAAGCUUCAUCUCAUAACCUUAACAAAGAGCCUUAAGCAGCGUUUGUGUCAACGUAGUUCCAUGGUUCUCUCUCUUGCUUCGAGAAAGAACCCUGGUUGCGGCUGGUCACGCGGCUCCCAAAAUCUGAGAGGCCAAAAAUAAGGGAGGGGAAGAAGAGUAACUAAUUGUCGCUAUGACAAAAGUUACUCUGUCGGUGCCCGAGAGGAGUUUGUCGCCUCGUUUAUUAUCAGCUGAUGGUACGGGUAUUUGAAAAGGUCAACAACACCCGAAGAAAUAGUAUUGCGUAACAGAAGAGAGAGAACGCUGAGAAAGAAGUUGGCUAUAGGCGAAUCUUUCUUUACACUUUUUGCCUCAUUAACAUAUGCUUAUCAAUAUCUGAUGACGCUAAUAAAAUAGCAACUCUGAAUAUUAAAAGGGCAUAACAGUUUCAGUUAUCUCUGAAAGUUUGAGCCCAAUACACCGAAUGGUUUCGGAGAAAUUCUUUUCUAAAAAGUCGACAUUUUACAGAGAAUGUAUGGCUCAUUAACUUUUUUGCCACACAACAAUUUCGCAGUUUUUGAUGGCUGAUAUUUCCUUCAAUAUUGCUUGCAAAGAGCUGAAAAUUGCACAAAUUGCACAACUUUUGAACUUAGUUCAUAUACGUACGGUCACGGCUUCCAUGAGUUAAGUUGUAUGCUGAUGAGGAAAAAUGUAAACAAUGACGUCAGCAAAGAUUCGCCUAUUCACUUGGUACAUCGCGCACCAACCGAUAAAUUAAGAAAAGCAGAAAAUAACGUAAUAAUCUUUUUAAAGAUUAUUAAACCUGACAUUUGCAUUAUCUUUUCCUUUUCACGAACUGCACCUGCGGAGUAUGCAAAUUUACGAAAAGCUGAUUUUGCACGUGCAAAUCGAGCAAGAGUUUUAGUAUCCUGUUGGCAGGAUGGCGAGCAAAUCUUUUUCCAAGUACAAACUCUCUAAACAAGUAACCUAAUUUGCCUUCAAAAUAAUGUUAUCGUAACUAGCCGAAAGCCACGUAGUUUACACACAACUUAGAAACUCAAGUGCCAUUUUGAAGGAACGAUUUUCUCCCUACCCCAGAUGGUAUUCCAUCGUCCAGUAGACAAUUCCAGUCGACAAAAUUUAUUUGAGGACCUACUCGUGCUUCGCAAUUUAUUGACACACAUUUCCACGUGACCAGCUGUAACCAGGGUUCCUUCUCGAAGCAAGAGAAAGAACCCUGGGAACGAGGUUGAUAGUGUCAGUUAGGAAGAAACAGACAGCUGAUGACCAGGGGCUCUGAAAAUCCUCAAAAUUAUUUCAGGGGGUUAGUUCAUUCUUCCAAGUACGCCCGAAAAUAUCAACCGAAAUGUAAAGGGUAAAAUCAUGUUUUCGAACGAAAGCUUUAUAAUUCAUGUUGAUCAGGGUUAAAUUUCAAGCAUAAUAUUUUUGUAAAUUAGUAUGUUUUCUUGACACUUCCUGCCUGGCCAUCUUGAGUUUUUCUUUUGAUAACCUUAAAAUUCAUCAGCUAAAUCUGAGGGGACAGCCUCACUAAAAUAACAUAAUGCACAAGAAAAAACACUUGUUGGUUUCGUUUUAGCUUUGGGGUCGUACAGACUUAGUUGAGAGAAAAAACAGAGAAGUACACUUUAAGAACAAAUUUUGCCAGGAAGUUGGGUAAGUUUUAAGCAAUUUUAUUUCAGUUAAAUUUGUACUGACAAUUUCUACGAUAUCUUGAUUUCAUCUAUGAAUUUUGAAAAAACGUUGAUCAAAAAUUACUCAAAAUAAAUAUCUAGCCAGAUAUUUCAAAAAGUACCCAGCAACAUUUAAAGUCAAUUGAGUGAGAAAAAGGACAAAAGGCAUGGUUUAAUUGCGUCCGAGAAACCCGCACCAGCAAAAGAAAGGGCAAGGAAAAAACAAAAGGGCGAGAAUAAAAGAAAGGAGGAGAAGAAAAAAAAGCAAUGGCUACACUGGAGAUAGUCAGUGGAGAAAAAAAAACUGCGUGACGGGAUUGGUCCACCUUAGGGGUAACGUUUUCAAAAAUCCAGCUAGAUAUUUUAACUAAUGAAUGUCUAAAUAUAUCAAUUAAUUCUUAUUAUUGUUCAUUCAAAAUAUUUUCCCGAUUCUGAUUGGCUAAAAGUACGCGCAUAAUUCCCCAUAACCAGUUUUGGAUGACCAAAUUUGGAAGAACGUUGUGUUUAACGAGGAAAUGACGUCAAAAAGGCAGCGUUCUUGCAGGUUAAUGCACCGUUAACCGAUGAGCCCUGGGGACAAGGUUGAGUUGUUUUGGUUGUAAAAACAAAAGAUGGCGCACAUUUCACUCGUUUCAAGAGUAAGAACUAGGCGAAAUUAUUGCUAAAAACAUGGCCAGAAUAGAAAGAACGCAACUCGACGGGCGACAUCUGCUAUUUGGAGAAUAUUUGCGGAGCUAAACAACCCCUUUACGUGCACUAUCGAAGGUGAACUUAACAUCGAUGGAGGUAAGCAUGUUUUGGCUAUGUUUUUAAACAAGGAAUUAUUUUGAAUGAAUAAUAAAACAAUUAUUGAAUUCGGCUUUCGUAUCAUAUGAAGAAUUAUUGAGAUCUCGGAGGGUGUUACCCGCCUCGGCCUACGCCCUCGACGAGGUGACCCUCCUCGAUCUCCAUAAUUCUUCAUAUGAUACUCAGCCUCAUUCAUUAAUUGUUAAAUAACAACAGACCAUUUUAAUGAUAAUUUAAUAAAAUAUAAUAAAUACGUUGGUUUGCAAUUUCACGCGCAAUGUUCUAUUAAUAAUUUGUAUUGGUCUCAGUGUUAUUUAGUUAUUUAUUCUUAUUAUAUUAAAAGUACGUCCACAGGACUCGAAGCAGGUGUAGUUAUAUCAUCAAUUGGUGGAACUAAGCGUAAACCUAAGAGUGGCAUAACAGUUGUAGAUAUAAAUCAUUCCGAGGGAAACUUAACACAGGUUAGUAGUCAAACUGUUUACAGCCAAAUACUUUCCCUGGAUGCCAGAGGGUUUUCUUUCUUUCCUCCUCUCUGAUAGUUCUCGAAGCCGCAUCUCGGCUGAGCUUUGUCAAACCGUAAGCAAGGUUUAUUUCAUCCUAGUUAUUUAGAGAACGGACCUCUGGAGCCAGCCAGGGUAACAGCCAAAUGUUUUCGACAAAAAAAAGUACUUGUCCUUUAAACAAUCAAUAAACACCAUCGAACACUUCAACGACAUUCGCUGAAUUUACACAAUCAAAGAACCUGCCCGGCUAUUCUCAGUUAGAUUUUGAUUUUAACAUAAGGCUUUUAAGUUAAAAAACGAGAUUUUCGAGAAACAGACUGUAAGUCCUAAAGGCUACGAAUUUGGCGAAAAUAUCGCGAGAUGAUACCUUUAUGUGGCUCAAAGAUAGACAAGCAAUGAUAACGUUUAUGAAAAACUUUCCGGAUUUAAGAGUCGGUCUGUUGUGGGAUAAGGAAGUUACAAACAGCAAGGCCUAGUUAGCCUUCUAACACUAUUUGCCGACCUUUGGCUUAGACUGGCUGCAGCUAUUAAGAGGUAUACUUCUAUUUUCUGUCCAUUUACUAUAGUCAUGGGCACGAUGAUCCGUUUUGGACUUCGUUAGUCUUAAUCGAUUUUUCAUCGGUUACUCUCUAGACAAUGACUGGUACAUUAGCUUUUAUAGAGCCCAGAGAGCUAGUUUGGACCACGGUCGGUUACCUUAAUGAAUGAACAACUUAUGACAUCUUAUGAUGGACUAAGCCAAGCGAUCAGCUGGUACUCUACUCCUGUGAAGGUUCUGGAAUGGCAAACUUCACUGGGUUUUAAGCCGCUGUCUAACGACAAAACAUUCGUCAUUCGCGACUGUGGUUUCCACGUUAUGAACUAUAGAACGACAGCAGCGAUCUAUUUGCUUCACCGGAAUUGUACGGGUACUACGAAUUGAGGCUUCUGAUCAGCAAAAGGAAAUGUGAAAAUCCAGCCAUUGCGCGGCAAUUUUGACAGGUAGCCCUGAACAAUCUAUAUUGAAUUUAAAUUUUCAUUUGCAUUUUUAGAUCGUGAACAACGUUAAUUCUAGUGACUGUUUGGUAACGUCCUAUCACGAGGUAUGUAUACAGCUAUUUCGAGAAAGGUUAUCGGAAAAAGUACACGCGACAAUCCCGAAAGGUAUUGUGGGUGGUUUUGAGUGCACUGUUCUUCAAAGAAACUUGAAAGAAUGGCACGGAAGGCAACGGACAUAUGUUUGCGAGCGUUGCAAAGAAAAGUGAGCAAGGAAAACGAAACCAGUUAAAGGGGUGUGGGUAGGAAAAGAGGGCGAAGGAGAUCUUCCGUUCUCUCCUUUUUGUAUCCUUUUCCUUUUUUCCGCUUGUUUCCCUCCGUUCUACAUUUCGCGCCGCUCUUUAAAAACUCCUGGAAUAGGCUAAAUUCUGAAUGAUUCUUGCAGAUAUAUUAUGAUGCCAUUAUGAAUAGAAAUAGCCCUUAAAACUUAUAAUCAGUAAUUUUUGUUUACUUCCUUGGCUUGUUUUUUGAAUUGAUGAAUAUUUCAUACCUAGUAUUACGAUUCUGUAAUGACGCAUAUAAAACAAAACUCAACUGACUGAUAAAAUAACCGUGUUUUCAGAACUGUUUUUUAUGCGAUUCAAUUUUUAAGAAACGAUUAAAUUGUUAUUAUUAUCAAAUGGAUGGUGAUCACUAUAGGGCCACUCCCGGGUGACGGAAAAGGUCAGGGAUCACUUAAUAGUAUAAAGGAUCGUAGAUCUGACUACACUUACUACUUUUGCAGAGAAACAGGACAAUAACAGUCAGAAGAAUCGAUUCUGGAAAAAGAGAGAGACACGAGAAAAGAAGGAAACUUGUUGAAUUGAGUUUAAUAUCUGUAUCACUCGUGGCAAUAGUUUUGUCGCUGAUUUUCUUGUCAUGCAUCAGGUCUGAACGAUACAAUAUUAUAUAAGUUUAUUGCCAAAGAUUCAUCUGACAGUCUUUGUUCGUGUUGCAUUGUAACAAAUGACUGGAGAUAAGCAUCUUUUUUUUCUCUACAGACAACACUCAAUACAGUCCAGCGAGAAGCUCUUUAUCCAUAAAAAUUUUCUUCUUUCUUGGGGUAUUGGAUACGCCGUUUACAUUGUGGAUGUAGCUGCUUUUGAGAGAAUUUAUCGAAGGACUGUAAGUAACGCAGGGCACCUGGGCUCCUCAGUGAACAACAAACCACUUGUUAACGCGGCAUAAUACCAUUCAUAUGGACACUUAGGGACAAUAGGCAGUGUCCGUAUUAAGUGAGUCGUGUUGAGGACAUCAAAUACACAUCAUUUUUUCGAAAAUAACAAACGUGCAAAAUAACCUAAGAAUCAACAAACUAAACGUCUCUGACUUACAAAAUAGUUGUUAUUGCUUAGAGAAUAACUUGAAAUUAAAGCGGAAAAUAUUGAAGGAGAAACGCUCCAUAAAAAUGCAUGGAAUCCAUCAUCAAAGUGGUCUUUUUUUCUAGUGAAUCUCAUUCGUAGAUUUUUGUAAACUAAAUCACAACAAUUUAUUUUCUUACCUGAACCACCAAUUCAUGAAUACAAGCAAAUUAGCAACCCUUAGCGUGUCACUGCAUCCACACGUUACUGUUGUAAAGUAAGGGGAAUGAAAAAUCAAACGAACUGGUGAAAAUACAGUUAAGCCCUGCAACGAAUGAGACAUUCAGGUCUUUUUUUAUUGCUUGUUUCAAUCAACAGGCUCUGUGCUCAGUUGUUGCCGUGAUCCGCCACUUCUUUCAAACAGCAGUCUUCACGUGGAUGUUGGUUGAAGCAGUAAAUCUUUUCAUGAAACUGGUCAAAGUGAUAUCGACUAAGACAUUCUACAUGGCGUAUCUUUCUAUUGGAUGGGGUAAGCUGCAACAAUUUAGGACUCGUAAUUAACAAAAGUAAUUAAAAAAUUAAGCACCUAGGCCAAAGAAAAGCAACAUUAGGGCCAUUUAUACGAGGAAAAAUAAGACGCGAACUUUCCGUAUAAACGGCACAUUUUGUCUAAAAUAAGACGCGGCUUAGCUAAGACGCGUCUUAUUAGAUAAGACAUGCUCUUAUAAAUGGUACAGUUCGCGUCUUAUUUUUCCUCGUAUAAAUGGCCCAAUGGUUCCAAAUGUUCAUACAUGGCAUGUAUGACCCAAAGAAGGGCAAGGAAAAAAUACUAAACGGCGAUGGAAUUUUAACUCGUGCUCUUCCGGGGCACUAUCACAGACCGUUUUGAUUAUUCUGGGCAGAUUGUCGAUCGUGCUUGGAUUACACUUACACUUACACUUUACACUUACACUUUUAAACAUACAAUAAAUUUUAUGAAGUGAACAUGAUCAUUCAACUGCAAGGAUCAUGUUCACUUUCAUUCAUAUCUUUAUCCGCAGUUCAAAAUAUGACUUAUUUCAUAUAUUUCAAUUUAUAGUAACUAAUAAAAAGGGGUUUAUUACAAGAAUUAAAAAAUUCUCUGAUCAAUCUUUAUUUCCAUUUAACAUUGACCUUAUAUCAGGCAUUCCAGCUGCUAUUGUCGCCAUAACAGCGGCAGCAAGACCUCAGACGUAUGACAUGAAUCAGAUCAUCUUCGAGGACUUCAUGUGUGGAUCACAGAAGUUUACCUCAACUGUCAAUAGAACAAGGCAAGGCCGGUUAUUUUUCCCUAUUGACGAUAUUAAUAUAGGGUGAUAAAACGUUUAUUUCCGCUUGGAUAAGCACUCUUGAAAGAAAAACAUGUUAAACGCAUACAAAAAAUCCCUAAAGACACUGUCAGCAGUAGCUUUCAUUAUAGAUUUAGUACAUUUGCCAUAGAUUUACUAACUUAUUCAUUCCAAAUAUUUCUCCCUUUCUGAUUGGCUAAAAUCUCCUGGCUUCUGUUCGUCAUACCCAGCUUUGGAAGACAUGUUUUUCUUGAUCGAUGUAAAAUUGCCGUUUUUAUUUGUCUGUUCCUCGGCAUGAAAAUUUAUGAUGUAAAGGGAUGUUUAGUCUGGCACAUAGUAGUUUUCAUCUGUCGAGUUGUAUUUUUGCUAUUCUUGCCAUGUUUUUAGGCUGGGGGUUUGGCUAUUUCUUCUUCACAAAGCGCGAAAUUUUCCAAAAUCAACUGAGCUGACACAAUGUCGUCUACAGGGCUUCCCGGUUGCCGUCCCUUUUUCUGGUGAUAGCCUGUACUAUUGACGUCAUUUUACCGGAUAUCGCAAACGUCUUCCAAAUUUGGUCAGCGCUAUGCGUUGGAAUAUGAAGAACUAGCAGGGGAUCACUGAGCAAAUCACAAUGGAUAAAUGUUUUGAAUGACUAAUAAUAAUUGUUUUUAUAUCAUUACUUUUUUAGCUGUUGGUUGAACGGAAGCAAGUGGCUUUACACAGGACCUGUUAUGGGUAUACUUCUGGUAUGAACAGUUUCUUGCUUUUAAAAUAGUUAUGUGCGCGAGGUAAGAAUGUUUUAAAGUAUCUCUAUUCUGGACGUUAUCUACUCUGUUUUUAAACCCAGCAAAGAUAUCCUCUUUGUGUUUCUUGUCUUUUAAAGGUGAACACAGUUAUCUUUGUUAUGUUGCUCAAAGUCGUGUUUAGCAAACUAGACUCGAGACACCACAGAGAUGCAAUAACAAGAACAAGGUCAGUAGUCAAUGACUUUGUUUGAGAACUGCUGUAAUAUUUUUAAAAGAGUGUAAACGGACCAGUACCUUUAACACUAUGUCCACCAUUGUUAAUUAGUUUUACCAAUUACUUUUUAUGAAACUCUUAGUAAUAUCCGUACGGUCUAUGAAACGUUAAACAAAAACCUACGUAGGAUUUACCUUAUAAAUUCUAGUUGGUGAAAAUGAGAAAUUUUGUCUAAUCACAGAAAAGGACUUAAGAGUGUAGCGGCUUUGCUUCCUUUAUUGGGUGUCACGUGGAUAUUUGGGCUACUUGUUAACAUUCAUGAGGCACUGGACUAUAUCUUCAUUCUCUUGACUUCAACUCAGGUUUGCUUUACUUCUUAUCGUUCUUUACUUUACAGGUUUGAUUUACUUCUUACAUGCCUCGUGUAGAAAAUUUUAUAAAAGGAGAAAAGAUGAGCAAGCUCUCCCGAACUGCCAAUUUAGUCUAAAACAGGAGUUCAUAGGCUCCUGUUCCACAAGGCCAAUUUAGUACAAAUUAAAAGGAGGUUAGUAAAAUAGGAGAACUCGGUAUUUUAAUUCACCAGCUUCACUUAUAAGGGUCCAAAACGGAAUAUAAAAGGACCGUGUUCAGCUUACUAUUAAGUGAACUGCCCUUUCAAGUCAAUAAGCCAGUUUAUAGUCGAUUACUGAAUUUUUAUACUGAGGUUCGGAAAUCGCUUGUCUUUCAAGGAUGGUGUAACUUUAAAACUUUCUUAGAGUAUAUAAAAACCACAUGAAGCUUUGUAUUAUAUUAUUUCUAUGGCACAGGGUAUCGUGUUUUGCAUCUUUCACUGCAUUUUGGAUGCCCAGGUGAGAAGCUCAAUUCGAAAGAUUAUUAUCUGA
Molecule: messenger RNA, 12183 nt
Organism: Porites lobata
Lineage: Eukaryota; Metazoa; Cnidaria; Anthozoa; Scleractinia; Poritidae
Source: the annotation of a GenBank genome assembly